Molecule: messenger RNA, 1389 nt
Organism: Apis cerana (Asiatic honeybee)
Lineage: Eukaryota; Metazoa; Arthropoda; Insecta; Hymenoptera; Apidae
Cellular component (GO): cytoplasm
Molecular function (GO): oxidoreductase activity, acting on the CH-OH group of donors, NAD or NADP as acceptor
Source: RefSeq, a predicted model, not a curated record
UUUUCUUUCUUAUGUACAUACUUUAUUACUUUAUAUUCAAAAAUUCAUAAUAUUAAUCACAAGGAAACAUUAUAUUUUCAAACAACAUGCUAUCACGAUACUUAACCUCACUUCCCUUCAAACUCCUCAAUAAAAAUCCAAGUAGCCUGUGGAAAUGUAAACGGUGUCAAUUUCAUGUAAGUGUGGCACGUCAGAAAAAGAAAAAAAGCAAAGGUGAUGGUCCGAAAAUAAUAAUACCUGGAAAUUGUGCUGAGUUGUCUAAACCAAUUCUUGAGCCUAUGUGUAAAAACGCUAUAGUGCUUGGAGGAUCUGAUGGCUUUGGUUUUGCAGCGGCUGAUCAUCUCUUGCUCAAAGGAGCACGUACUGUCGUAAUAGCUGACCAUGAUCCUGAAGAAGGGAGAAUGGCAGUCGAAAGACUGUGCAGUUUUCAUGGAAAAAAUCGCUCAUACUACGCUCAUUAUAAUAUAAUGAGUGAUUGCCAUAGUCACAGUAGUUUACAUGAUGCUCUUUGCAAACUCAAAACGAUUCAUAUUAUUUUUAACAAUAUUGAUAGAGAAAAGACAUCGAAUCCGAAGAUCGAAGAAAACACUAUACACAAAACGAUUCGAAUAGGCUUGGAACUUUUAGGGAAGAAUAAUGGUGGUUCUGGCGGAAUAAUAAUAAACUGUGCGAGUAUUUUCGGUUUCUUGGGAUGGCCUCAAGAUCCAUUCCCAAUUUAUUGCAACAAAGAACCUGCUAUAGAAGUCACUCGACAUUUCGCGAAAAAAUAUAAUGUGGAAACAACUGGAGUUCGUUUAGUGGCACUUUGUCCGACGAAUAAACACAUUCGCGACAUAGGAUUGCCAAUUUUUCCAGAUCCUCUUCCAAAUAAAACUAUAUGUGAAUUGCCAACUUGUAUUCCGCAUUCGAAGUAUCACAUAGGAACAGCUGUAAGUCAUAUAUUAGCGUGGGCAAAGAACGGAAGUGCUUGGUUGGUCGAACCUGCAAUCAGCGUCAAUCAAAUUCCUCAAUUACUUCAUUUUCCGGAGAAGGAAGGCGAACAAGUUGACCCCAAAGUCUAUGAAACACAAUAUUGUACUGUGAAGAUUGACCCACCCUGUGCCAAAGCUAAAGUAUGUACACCCACGAAAGAACAAAUGUGCAUAAAGAAAGAAAAAAAAGAUAAAAAAAAAAAGAAAAAAAAAGAAAAGAAAUAAAUCAUCCCUUUUUUUACAACGUAGAAUUAUGUAAUUGUUAAUUCAUCAAAUCAACUGCUGAAAUCAAACAUGUCCUGUUAAUUAUAAUGAUAUGUUAUAACGAUGUAUAAAAAUAUUUUUUGUCAACAUUCUAUAAUAUAUAUGUUUAUAAUUGUAAAUACUUCAAUAGAAAUAAAAAGGAAUAAAUAAUGUU